GUUUUCGGCGAACCUGUCCGAUUUCUGUCGACACGGUGUCGUUAACUAGCGACAGAGCCAGCGGCAAAAACCCCCGUUGGAAAAGGAGUGGCUUCUACAAGUCGUGGUCCAGCUAACAAGAAGCGUCGAUAGAGAGUUGCACAAUUGCGGAAAAGCGCAACAGAGAUCUAGGAACUGCGAGCAAUCCCGAUCGGAAUUCACUCCGAGAGUGAGCUGAGGUCUUAAUUUUGGCGAGGCGACUGCGAUUGUAGCAAAAUGCCUGUCACGAGCCAACGCGUUGCAGUCAAUCGUUGCCUCGACGCCAACGCGUCGCUCGAGAUAGACGAAGCGUGCUUCAGUAUUUUGAACGAGUAUAAUAGAUCUGUCACGUUGUAUUCUUAUUCGUCGGACUGCUACCAGUGUGCGAAUGCACCGCCACAAGCUAUCUUACCAGCGGGGAAAAACACGACGUUAGUUGUAUCCACGAAAUAUCCUUUGCACGUAUUCUACAAGGACACUUAUGAAUAUUGCCACACAACUUACAAUUUUAAAGAGCAUGGAAGUUACGGCUGGAACAUUUCCCAGGAGCAGCUGUGCUCGCAGAUUUAUACGAUUCGCGAACCGAUAAACAGCUAUCUUCCAAUAUUUGCGGCGUUCAUGGUGUUUGUUCUGUUAGCGAUUCUGUUCGCCACCAUCAAAGUUAUCGUGCGUGUGAUAAAGGGAAAACUUUCUCCGGACAAUAUCCACGACGACUUGGAUGAGCUUCAGGAGACUGAGACGCCGACUCCGAUAGUUCGAACAAACAGAUCCAGCACCAGGAUCCGUUCGAUCGACACGCUCCGAGGGAUUGCUGUAUUAUGGAUGAUAUUUGUCAACAACGGCGGUGGCAAAUAUGUGUUUUUCAAUCACAGCGCGUGGAACGGCUUGACAGUGGCCGACUUGGUGUUACCUUGGUUCGCAUGGAUCAUGGGAUUAUCGAUCACCAUAGCGAAACGAUCGGAGCUUCGUGUGUCGAACUCACGCGGGAAAAUUAUUUUACGUUGCCUGCAGCGCGCGCUUAUCCUCGUGCUUCUCGGAUUGAUGGUCAACUCGAUUCACUCGAAGUCGCUGAAGGACCUCCGGUUCCCGGGUGUCCUUCAGCUGCUGGCCGUUUCGUACUUCGUAUGCGCCACCAUCGAGACUGUAUUUAUAAGGGCGCAUUCUCAGGACGACGUGUUACAGUUCGGUCGGUUUUCAAUCCUACGAGAUAUCUUGAACAAUUGGGCGCAGUGGCUGAUCAUUUUAGCGAUCGUGACGACGCAUACUCUAAUCACGUUUACCCUGCCUGUCCCGAAUUGUCCAACGGGAUACUUGGGACCCGGUGGCUACUACAAUUUCGGGAAAUUCCCUAAUUGCACCGGAGGCGCGGCCGGUUACAUAGACAGACUCGUGUUUGGCAGUCAUAUGUACUCUAAGACGGACAAUCCCGUGUACGGUACCAUCUUGCCUCACGAUCCUGAAGGUAUAAUGAACACGAUAUCUAUAAUACUUGUUGUGUACAUGGGUGUCCAUGCCGGAAAGAUCUUAUUGCUCUACUACCAGUGCAAUGCUAGAGUGAUACGCUGGCUGCUGUGGUCAUUCGUCACCGGUAUCAUUGGUGGGAUAUUAUGUCGCUUUGACAAAGAGGCCGGAGUGAUACCAGUCAGCAAGAAAAUGAUGUCGCUUUCGUUUACCUUGACGGUAUCCUGCUUUGCGUUUUUACUGUAUGCGAUCUUACAUUUCCUUGUCGAUUAUAAACAAUGUUGGAGCGGUGCGCCGUUCAUCUACGCAGGUUUGAAUCCAAUUACGCUCUAUGUUGGACACAUCAUUACCAUGGGAUUAUUUCCGUGGGCUUGGCAACUGACGCAUGCCACGCAUUGGUCACUCCUCGCUAUGAAUUUGUGGACCACAGCUUUGUGGGGUGUGGUCGCAUAUUGGUUGUAUUUAAAAGACAUUAUUAUAUCUGUUUAAGAUUAUCAAUUAAUGUCAUAAGAUGAUAUAAUCUCGAAUGCCAGGGAUCGGGUAAAACACUACAGAUUGCUACGCUUGCAAUACUGUUGACGUAGAUACACACGUACGCUUACGAGACCAUUUGUGAUUUACAAAAGCGAGUAUAUCUAAAAUAACGAAAUAAGAGAAACGACGAAACAGAAAGAGAAGGUAGUUCGAUCGCUCUUACAAGAUCAUCGUUCAUUGACAAAUUGUAAAAUUAUACAAACAACGCAAUUUUCACUUCAAUCAUUACCAUGUAUUAAGUUUUUAAAUAAAAUUUUUUACAAGAU
Vollenhovia emeryi is the source of this 2279-nucleotide messenger RNA. Its product is annotated as heparan-alpha-glucosaminide N-acetyltransferase-like. The coding region runs from base 256 to 1968 and encodes 570 amino acids. The record is from RefSeq and is a predicted model, not a curated record. The transcript is spliced from 12 exons. NCBI's taxonomy places the organism in Eukaryota, Metazoa, Arthropoda, Insecta, Hymenoptera, Formicidae.